Penicillium riverlandense is the source of this 981-nucleotide messenger RNA. RefSeq lists its product as uncharacterized. The record is from RefSeq and is a predicted model, not a curated record. Bases 1 to 981 code for a protein of 326 amino acids. NCBI's taxonomy places the organism in Eukaryota, Fungi, Ascomycota, Eurotiomycetes, Eurotiales, Aspergillaceae. Gene Ontology annotation, biological process: anaphase-promoting complex-dependent catabolic process. Gene Ontology annotation, cellular component: anaphase-promoting complex. The transcript has a single exon.
AUGCCCUCCCGUGGAGCAAACACCCUCUCCGCACUGGUACUUGAAGAACGCACCUUGCGCGCGCGGAAACAAAACGUUGCUAGUUUCGGAUACUCUUGGAUCCGACCGGCAGGAUGCGCGAAGACGAUGCUGGGGAUGAAAGAGGCAGAGGCAGAGCGUGAAGAGGCACUUGCUGCUGCAGAGGCAGAAAUGGCGGCUCAUGGCGAGGGGAUGGUAGAUGACGAGACAGGGAUGCCGCGUCCGGAAGGCGAGGAGGGAGAAGAAGAAGAACAGGGCAUGGAGCGCGAUUUGGAUGACGAGAUCCCCGAUGCCGAUGCCGAUGCGGAGGGUCUUAUUGAGGAAGGAGAGGAAGGGCUUGAGGAGGAGGAUAACCCCGACGAAGAAGGGUAUAUGGAGCGAGAUCUGGAUGAUGAUAUUCCCGAAGGAUAUCCUGAUGAUGAUUACGGCGAGCAAGGCUUCUUCGAUGUCGACGAGGAAGAUGUGGACUUUGAUAAUCAGCCUGAUCUGGACGCGGAGAUCCCUUCUGCUGCAGGUGACGAGGAAAUGAGCGAAGAGGAAGAGGAAGGCAUGGCUCGCGACCUGGACGAUGAGAUCCCGGACGCCGCGGAAGAUGGGUCUGCACAGGGAGAGGAGUGGCAGCACACCGAUACCGAGGAUGAGCUAGACGACGACGACGACGAUGAUGACGAAGGAGACGAGUCGAGUAUUGUCCGCGAUCGAUUUGCAGAGAACUUCCGCACCAGCACGCCCAACACCCACGGCGGCCUCCCUCCGCCGCCGGUCCGGCGAGACCGUGAGACAGACGCACAGCGCCGGUUCUUGCAACGCUGGAGUGGAGGUGGUGACGCGCUGGAUUCCAGCAGCAUGCUCUUUGACGACGAUGAUCUCCGUGCCUCAAUCACAAGCCAGGGCAGCCGUCGAAGCGGAUUUGGUAGACGGUUACCGCGACGGGUAGGCGGACCCAGAGACAGCCUUAGUUGA